Messenger RNA from Diprion similis, 3984 nucleotides. Its product is annotated as A disintegrin and metalloproteinase with thrombospondin motifs adt-1-like. Gene Ontology annotation, molecular function: metalloendopeptidase activity. Gene Ontology annotation, cellular component: extracellular matrix. Gene Ontology annotation, biological process: extracellular matrix organization; proteolysis. The record is from RefSeq and is a predicted model, not a curated record. The transcript is spliced from 14 exons. NCBI's taxonomy places the organism in Eukaryota, Metazoa, Arthropoda, Insecta, Hymenoptera, Diprionidae. The coding region runs from base 302 to 3373 and encodes 1023 amino acids.
ACUCGGGUGCUCUUGGUAAGUGGGAGGAGGUAACAUCAUCUGAGGUGCUACAUAUUCAGCAGUCAGUUCGCUAACCGCAGGUUUCCGAGUAACGUAAAUUUAGGAAGUAGCUGAAGCAUUAGAAAAGUACUUGCAAAGAAUAUUGAAAAAUUCUAUUACCACUUUCUGCUGUUUCAUGUGAGGAAAUUGUAUUGGACAAGAGGUCCAGAUGCAAAUAUUGCGGUAAUCGACUAAAUAAUAUACCAAACAUUUGUGAGGUAUGAAGUAAAUUCUGUAAUUAAAAAGUCAUAUCAGUGAUGACAUGAAGUGGGCAUUACAUAUCGAAAUACUCCUCCUGUACGUUGUAACUUGCCAAGAGUAUGGAAUUCAGGUGACGAAUGAUAAUAUCAAGCAAUUUCUGUCUCGCACGGAAUGGGAGUUACUCGUUGGACCUGGCUCAGAGGCUGACUUCGAAAUAAUUCAUCCAGUUCUAUAUAGACCAGAAUCCUCAUCCAAAUAUGAACAAACGAUAUCGAUUAAUGCUCUUGGACAAAGCUGGCUGUCUGAAUUAAUUCCCAGCAAUUCGAUCGUCGCGACGGAGUUUGCGUUGCUGAGGAGAAGCGAAAACGGAACGGAAGAUGUCACCAAUGAGCACAGAGAUGAAUUUGAUUGCCUUUAUUACGGAAAUGAGAUUGCCGUAUCAACUUGUGAUGGCAUUAGAGGCGUCAUAUCAGGAAAAGGGUCGGAGUAUUUCACGAUACAUCCAUUGCCGAAAAGAUUGCAAAAUCACAGUUCAGAUACUCAAGCGCACAUGAUAUCGAGACGAGUACUCACGAAUCACGACGGAUUAGGAACUCAAAGGGAUGAAAUAAAAAUGGAUCUGAUUUCUGAUCUAGCAUCGAGUAAAAACAGCGUUGAGACUUCGGCGGAAAUCGAUAAAAAAUAUCAAGAGGAACAUUUAAUCGAUGGUGAUUCGAAUGACGCUCCCAAAGCGUCGGGUACAUUCCAGGAAAUAACGGUCCAGCGGGAUCUCUGGAAUGAAAAAUCUGUAUUUCGCUACAAAAGGGGCAUUUCCGAACUUCGUAGAACGGACAGAGGAACUGGCAGCAGUCCAGUAUUUGUUGAAACUGCUGUUUUUGUCGAUAGAGAUCUAUAUCAUCACAUGGCUAGGAAUUACCCUCAAAACACGGAACGGGAGCUCGUCAGAUUUGUACUGGCAAUGAUAAAUGCUGUGCAGCUUCUAUAUCACGAUUCGUCCUUGGGACAAAUUGUAAAUUUUGUUUUGAAGCGGUUAGAAAUAUUGCAUGUUGAACCGGCAGGACUGAACAGGCCUCACGAUAUCGAUAAAUACUUGAGUAGCUUCUGCCAGUGGCAAGGACGAGAGAAUCCCGGGACUGAUCAGGACACUAGGCAUUGGGAUCACGCUUUGAUGUUGACUGGCCUAGAUUUGUACGUCGUUAAUAAACGUGGAAAAGUUAGUUCUCAAGUCGUUGGUUUAGCCCCAGUUGCUGGAAUGUGCACAAAGACUAGUAGCUGCACUGUAAACGAAGGAAGACAUUUCGAAAGCGUUUACGUGGUCGCCCAUGAAAUAGGGCACAACUUGGGAAUGAGACACGAUGGUUCUACAUCCGAUAAUCAAUGUGAUCCGACCAGCUACAUAAUGAGCCCAACGCUAGGCUCUGGUAAAAUUACUUGGUCUCCUUGCAGUCGAAGUUACCUCCAGCGGUUUCUACAAACGAGCCAAUCAAGAUGUCUUUUAGACCAUGGUAGUAGUGGAGGCCAAUUGGAUCAUAGCGCGGAGGGUGCUUUACCAGGAGAAAGGUUUGACUCGAAUCAACAAUGUAUUCUGAAAUAUGGAUUUGGCAGUAGACAUUCGACCCAGCAACCCCUCGACGAUAUAUGCAGGGAUAUGCAUUGCGAACGUGAGCGAUACACCUGGACGUCGCAUCCUGCUUUGGAAGGAACCUUCUGUGGUAACAACAAGUGGUGCCGUGGUGGUCGGUGCAUUGAUAAGAACGGACUAUCUACGUAUGGAAGUAGUACAGAAAAAAUAUCUGGUGUUUGGAGUGCAUGGCACAUAUCAGAAUGUGCUUCAGGAUGUCUUUAUGACGAACACGGUAACUUAGACGGUGGAAGUACUGGCAUCAGAGUGAUAACGCGUAGUUGUAACACUCUAAGCUCGCUUAGUGAAGAAAGUAAAUGUGUUGGUCCUCGGAAACGUUACGUGGCCUGCAGAGCUGGACAAUGCUUGAAAGUUCCAUCUACAACCAUUAACGAAUUUGCGGAUCAAAUUUGCACGCGAGCCAGAGACGUGGAUGUGGAUUUGUUGGGCACUGGGCUCCAAAGGAUAUCGUCAAAUGUCGAAGAAGCUUGCACUGUGUGGUGUCCCACAAAUAAAGGGGGAUUCAAAACCCGAGGAUGGACGUUUCCCGACGGAACGGCAUGUCAAACGAGGAAGUACCAAUUCCAUAAAACGUCUUAUUGCAUCACUGGCCGGUGCGAGGAAUUUCUGUGCUCUGGGUCUGAAAAUGAUCAAUUUUUGGAUUUACCAGAAAGAUGCCACUCCUUGAACACGAAUCACAUUGACAGAAAUGACGACAUAGAUCUACUAUCUAAAAACUUGAAUAUUGAUAGAUCUGAUAAUUGGAUGAGCGCAAGUGGAUGUCACUUCAAUUGUAUUGCUCCAGGAAUUGGUAUAAGAUUAGUAAAUAGGUUGAGAAUGAAAGCCAAUGAAACAAGUAUUCAACUAUGUGAUCCUGACUCGAAUAGCUGCGGGCGCCUUAGUAGUCCCUAUCAGUUCGCAACGUCAAUAUGUAGUAAGUACAAGGAAAGAGUCAGACGACUAUCUGGAUUAGGGAUGCAGAUUUCACCGUCGAUUGAAGAUCCGGAUCGGCCAUGUCACGUCGCUUGCCAAGAUGAUACCGUUUCGCACAGAUUUUAUUUGGUAAAUGGGGAAAACGGUUGGUUCCCGUUCGGGACCGCUUGUAGUAAAGGAAAUGUAAAAUCGUUUUGCGUAACAGGAAAGUGCUUGGAAUUUGGUAAAGACGAUACUCCACUGUAUGAAAGUAUACUUUCGUUGCCUUUAUUGUCACGAUACAAACGUAUGUCUAAUCGAAGAUUGAGUUCAGGACCGGGUCAGAACGAUCGCACACUCAGCUGGCAUAAGUCAGUGAAAGGAGAUUCGCGAGGCAGAUACCGGCGGAACUUGAAAUACGAUAAAACCGUGAUAAUAUCGAAAUUGAAACAAAAAGAUAUAGACAGUAUUAUUUUACAAUUAAAUUUCUCUGGUCAAUUCAACUAUCAACAAUAUCGUCCGCCGUUUCAAAUAGACCUCAACAAUCCUAUACACAUUCCUAUGGAUCAGUUUGACUACAGGAUGUAUAACUCAGCAUGAUUGUGAAAAGUUAUGUCACAAUAUUGUACUAUUUAUAUGAAUAAACUAAUUUAAAAUUUCACAUAAAUCCUUUGACCCUUAUUUUAUUGCGUAUCGAAUUGCGCGUACUAGCCGAUUUGAUACGGGCAGUUUAAGGUAACGGAGUUUUGUUUACGAUAGAGUGCGUAGACCCGGGGUAAAAUUAUAAUCACGAUGGUAGUGAUUUCUAAUUCAUCUAUUUACUAUGAUAUUAAACUUUAAUGGAUUUUAAUCAUGCCUAUAACCGUAAUUACGAAACACGUUUGGAUGUUAUAUGGUUGCAUAAAUGUCACACACCUAAGAUACAUAAUUUGGUAGUUAGCCUUCGUAUCUUACUCAAUAAUGGAUAAUAAUUGCGCUUAUAUACAUGUUGAUUUCGUCAAUGUGGCCAUGACCGGUUUUGGUUCCUGAAAACACACAAAAUCUGUUUCUUUCCAGGUGACAUUACAUGAUACCAGAUUUGCACUGGACUGGAUUUAAUUAAUUCAUUCAUUACUAUUCGGUGCCAAUCGAGUUACUAAAGUGAUUCACGAUAGAACGGGUUAAUUGAUUCCCUUCAAACACCGUUAUACUAGCACCAUUGAGUAACGUUA